Molecule: messenger RNA, 4967 nt
Organism: Thunnus maccoyii (southern bluefin tuna)
Lineage: Eukaryota; Metazoa; Chordata; Actinopteri; Scombriformes; Scombridae
Product: TNF receptor-associated factor 2-like
Exons: 11
Coding region: 247-2043 (598 amino acids)
Biological process (GO): positive regulation of canonical NF-kappaB signal transduction; protein K63-linked ubiquitination; regulation of apoptotic process
Cellular component (GO): cytoplasmic side of plasma membrane; cytosol; plasma membrane signaling receptor complex
Molecular function (GO): zinc ion binding; ubiquitin-protein transferase activity; ubiquitin protein ligase binding
Source: RefSeq, a predicted model, not a curated record
UUUUUUUUUCUUUCUUCUUCUUCUUCUUCUUCUUCAGUAAACGGUCUCUUGCAGCCAGCCAAGCUUCAGAUCUCAAAGGGGCGUGGCGGCGUGCUGGGUACCACUUCUGACUAAAGGAUGCUGAUAGCUUAGCAACAGCGACAAGGAAGAGAGGGGGGGAGAGAAAAAAAAAAAGGAAGGAGAGGAGAGACAAUGGAUGUGCGAUCUGUCAGCAGCGUUACUGGGUGUGACGUGUGAACAGACACCAUGGCCACACAGGAACCGUCCCCUCCCUCGUCCAUGGAGAGCAAUAAACCCGGCUUCCCCAAGAAGAUCCUGGGCAAUAAGCUGGAGGACAAGCACCUGUGCAACUGCUGCCAUAAUAUACUGAGACGACCGUUUCAAGCCCAGUGUGGACAUCGCUUCUGUUCCUACUGCUUCAACAGGACCGUUAGUAAUGGACCCCAGAAAUGCAACGCUUGCAUUAAAGAGGAUAUUUUUGAGGAGCCCACAUCAAUUUUGAAACAAGGAUGUGCUUUUCCUGACAAUGCAGUUCGAAGGGAAGUUGAAAACCUUUCAGCUGUUUGUAUCAAUGAAAGUUGCACUUGGAAAGGCAGCAUUAAAGAGUAUGAGCUGAACCACGAGGGGAAGUGCGAGUUCAUGAUCAUCCCCUGCCCCUCCUGUAAAGAACGAAUUCGCUUCAAUGAACAGGAGCGCCAUAAUGAGCGCGAGUGCCCUGAGCGAACACUCAACUGCAAGUACUGCAAGGAGCCAUUUCACUUCAAAAACAUCAAGGCACAUGAUGAGAUCUGUCCCAAGUACCCGAUGAUCUGUGAAGGCUGUGCCAAGAAGAAAAUACCCAGAGAAAAGUAUGUGGACCAUAUUAAAUUCUGCAGCAAAUUCAGAACUCCAUGUCGAUUUCAUGUCGUGGGAUGUGACAUGUCUGUGGAGAAGGAAAAAAUUCAUGACCACGAGCGCGCCUUUGCCUACGAGCACCUCAAUCUGCUGCUGCACUACAUCAUGGGCAUGAAAGUGAGCAUGGAGGGCCUGCAGCCCCAGGGACUGGAACUAGCUGGACACAAACUGGUGGAACUCCAGCAGUCCCUCCGGGAGCUCGAGGCCAGAGUCUCCCAGCUCAGCACCACCUCCUCUGGGCCUCCCGUGCAGGGAGCCGCCGCUGCCGCCGCCUCCUCAUCUUCCAGCUCCGGUCCCCCUGGUCCACCCACUUCAGCUCCUCUCCCUCCACCUCCUACUCUGGCUCCCACUCUCUCCGUGUCUACCUCCUUCACACCUUUGCCCAGCUCGGUGGGCGCGGCGUUGGAGCUCCAGCUCCACAGCGAGAAGACCAAGGUGGCCGAGCUGGGCCGCAGGUGCACAGAACUUGAAGUUAAAGCCGGCACGUUUGAAAAUGUGGUGUGUGUCCUGAACAGAGAAGUGGAGAGGUUUGCCACCACCAUGGAAGCCAGCAACCGUCAGCACAAACUGGACCAGGAUAAGAUCGAGGCUCUGAGUAAUAAGGUGCGACAGCUGGAGAGGACAGUGGGGCUGAAGGACCUGACAGUUGCUGAGAUGGAGGGUCGGCUGAGAGAAAUGUCUGCCACAACCUUUGAUGGUGUUUUUGUCUGGAGGAUUUCUGAUUUCGCCAAAAAGAGACAGGAUGCCAUCGCAGGUCGAGCCCCUGCCAUGUUCUCACCAGCUUUCUACACGAGUAAGUACGGCUACAAGAUGUGCCUGCGGAUCUAUCUGAACGGAGAUGGGACAGGGCGUGGCAGCCACUUGUCCUUGUUCUUUGUGGUGAUGAGGGGACUGAGUGACGCUCUGCUCAAAUGGCCCUUCAACCAGAAGGUGACUCUGAUGCUGCUGGACCAGAGCAACAGGGAGCACAUCAUCGACGCCUUUCGACCCGAUGUCACUUCCUCUUCCUUCCAGAGACCCGUGAGCGAGAUGAACAUCGCCAGCGGCUGUCCGCUCUUCUGCCCGCUCUCCAAGCUCGAUGCCAAGAACUCUUACAUCCGCGACGACACCAUCUUCAUCAAGGCGAUCGUGGACCUCACCGGCCUCUAGAUGGUUCCACAGGGGUGAUACAGUUUGGCAACCAGGCAGCUCUUUGACCAUUAUGGCUUCAUUUUUGGCUCAAUCAUGGUCCCUUUAGGGCUCUGUUCAGGCAUCUUACUGUCCCCUGCAGCUUUAGGGAGACAAACAUGCUUGCAACUGUAUGCUGCAUGUGGCUGCAGUUUGCUCAGUCCAGACGGCGCUGGCAUUGUCAUACCCGGUGGUCUCUAUACGCGAGAACCACCGUCAUCGCUGUACAUUUCGGGUGCAAAACUUUUCAGGAUUUUCUUUUGACAUCACAGCACCACUCUCACGGUGAUAAAAUGUCACUUCAGUUCUGCACAUAAGUUUUGAGUUAAAAGGACACAGGAAGUGAGCACCAGUGCAGCAGCGCGAUGCAGUGCAGUGUUGAGUAGAAGCAGAGACGUCAGAGUGAACAGUCGGAGUGAAUAGUGUCUUUAUUUUUCUUAAUCUCCUGCUUUUUUCCGAAGACGUGGCAUUACAGAACAUGCAGACUGUGUUAGAACAGGCUUGUAGAUAACAGAUAGUAAAUGUGAUCAUUCUGAUGUCACUGUAAAGCUGGCAGUAGACUUAUAAUAGAGUUAGAGCGUGGCUUGAUGCAGUUUUUGCUUUUUCUUACAGAUUGUGGAUAUUGUGAGCUUCUCAAUUCCAGUGUCGAGUGAAUUUGCAUAGACAAACGUGGAGUUAUGUUAUGAAUAAGAUUACAGGCAUAUAUUUUUUUUUUUGCCUUUAUUGUGCAAAGUGCAUGCCGCCGGCGUUUUAAGUAUAAAAUUGCGCCUUAUAUUUUGAUUGAGCUUUACGAAGGUUCCUCGUUUGUUGUUAAACUUGUUAGUGAAUUAGCCAUCCGUGAUGGUGGACAUUGCCUGCAUGUCUUUGGAAACAGGCUAUCUACUUGUAAAGUUACUGUUGCGUAUUUGUUCCUAUUAGGGGUUGGUGGUUCUGAUUGGUGGUUUGGUACAUCUGUGGAAGAUACAGUGGAGUUACCAAGGAGUCAGGGCAGCUUGCCAGUCAAGCCUGAGGCAUAAAACUUACAUGUGUUUUUGUCUCUGACAAACAUACAUCACUGGAGUUUUUCCCCAGGAUAUGCUCACUAAACUCAUAUCUCAACACAUAGUACUGUGCCCCACCACAGAUUGAGGUUAACACAGAUUCCACGAAAUGAAGGAAUUGUUUGUUCCUUGUUUUCUGUCCAUAAUACAGUGCAUAUAUGUGUUUCUGCUGCUCUAAGAUAGAAUACUGGUGUGAUUCUAAUAUAUAUGUUGGUGCAAAUAUACAUGAGGUAAAUGUGUGUGGAGGUUGAGAGGCUGAAACAAGAUGAAAACAAGAGAUUGUAGUACUUUGUUGUAGGUCACAGGCCGUUGUUGACAUUAUUUAUUGCGGAUUGAUGUUCAGUGCUGCCCCAGAUAAGCCUUUAAACUUUGGUGUUUUAGCUAUACUGAUUCACUGAUUUCUAAUGAGGCACCACAAAUCGAACAGAAAACCUAGAGUAUAUCUGAUUCAGCUGUUUCUGUAAUUUUUCUAUGUGUCCACCAGAGAUUGCUGUUCUACUUACUUAGCAUGCAUGCUGAGGUUUUAAGGUUCACGCUGGCCUGUUUGAAAACCAGUCUCGACCUGUAUUGAAACCUCUCUGUGCAUGGGAGGCUUCAAUUCAUAUUCACUAUGGAGUUUCACAUUGGUUUCCUCUGUGAGCCACGUGUGAAAGCGUUUAUUUGUAUUUGUUUGGAUGAAAAUACGUAAUCAUAGAAUAGCUAAUUAUGUUAUAUCUGGCACUGCCUCUGUUCAACAGAAGCACUCGCCUAUAUUCAUAGCAAUUUAUAAAUAUGUAUCUUUCAUAUCAUAAUGUUGAAAUAAUCUAUAUAUCAAUGUUAAUAUACACAAGAUGUUAUAAUAAACAUAGUAUUACUGAAUACCUUAUUAAUUCUAUAGCUAUAUACCAACUUUUUGUUUGUCAAGAUGGUUUGAACAGGCCAGGACAACCCCUUUGUGCAGUAAGGACUUAUGAUUCCUUCUAGAGUGCAAUAUAUGAUUACGUCUGUUAGAUUUUGAUGACAUUUUGACUUUAAGGGUUUACAGAGGUCAUACUCGACUUAUUUGUUUACAUUACUCAUUAUGGCGCUGAAGAACUGCAACCAAUUUUGAACUUUCCAAGGAAAUAUGGUGCUUUCCUUGCCAUACUCUACUUGAUAUCACUACCAUGGGAAUCUCUAGUCAGGAGCUGUUUAUGAAGCUCACUGAGGAGAUAAGUAAGGGGAGGAUUUUUAGAAAGAUACCAUUUUAAUGUUGAGAAAUUUAAGCUAUGUACAGUAAGUGGGUUUCUAUUCUUAACUUAAAAACCUUUCAAUGAAGACUGAGCAUGUAAUAAGUAGAAUUACAUGAACUUUUUAAACCUUGAGUGUUCUUGUAAUGUGCCAAAAUCAAAUAUUACCUCCAAUAUACUAACAAUGAUGUAUUGCAAGGUGUAUUUUAUGUUCUAUGCUAAAAUAUGGUGCCAAAUAUAAGUUUGUGCUGCGUGUAUUGUAUGUAUAUGCGAGUGUGUGCGUGUGUGUGUGUGCGUGCGUGCAUGUGUGCAAUUUUAAAAUGAUGCAUGGAAGCACCAGAGGAGAUAAUUAAUACUGUCCCAUAAAAACUAUCCUCAAAUUACAGAUCCUCCCAAGGUUUUUUUUUUGAAUGUAAGCUUUAAUUCAGUUGGGUGUUUUUCUGAUAACACAACUGCAGUUCUGUAAUGUGAUGCAGUUGACUUAAACCAACUUUAUUUGUGCACUUUGUAUUGGUUGUUUGUCCAAACAGGGUAUUUUGUUGAGUGACUUAUGUACCUUGAAAUCAGAGCCAUAUAUAAAUAUAUAUAUUCUGAUGUUGAUAAUUGAUGUAUUAUGCUAAAAAGAACUUGCAGUAUGUAAUAAAGUUUGUUGGUUUCA